Molecule: messenger RNA, 2787 nt
Organism: Microcebus murinus (gray mouse lemur)
Lineage: Eukaryota; Metazoa; Chordata; Mammalia; Primates; Cheirogaleidae
Source: RefSeq, a predicted model, not a curated record
UCAGAGUGUGUGCGCUGGGGGCCGGGCAGGGAAGGGAAGGGUGUUUGGAAUGUUACAGGGUAGAAGGAGAGGUGCAGGGAGCAUGAACCGGCUGGGCCGCUGGCCAGCACGGGGCCUACAGAGGCCAGGCAGGGGUGGGGGGGAGCGGAGGAGUCUUGGACUCGGGGUCCACUCCCCAGGCCCCAGGCAUCCCGGCACCCCAACAGCGAAGAGGACAUGGGAGCCCCCUGGUGUGAGGGCCGGAGACUGUCCACCAUCUGUAAGUCUCCUGAGUGGACGUGCUGGGAGGAGGUCUAGAGGUGGCUGGGGACCCCGGGGAAGCCCCUUGGGCUCCCGCACAAGUUGUCUCCGAGAACGGCCUCCCCGUGGGCCGGCCUGCGCUGGGGCCAGAGGCAGCUGAGAGCUGAAGCGUAGCCCGGGGCCUCUCCUUCUCCUGGUGGGGCAUGGACUCUGUCCUCCUCCUGUCCCCACCCCAGUCUGCACCACGCCAGCCCUGGGGGGACGCGGCCUGUACUUGGCCAUGAACUCCCCAGGCUUGAAGCUGCAGGGGCGCCCAGGGAGGGCACUCUGGAACAGAAGCAGAGAAGUGGAAGUUAGUCUCUGGCUGGCCAAGGUCGGGCUGGGCAGGGGAACCUGAGGCCGUCUGUGGGACGUCAUGCAGCCGGGGUCAGCUGGGCACUGCCCCGCAUGUGGGCAGAGGCUGGGCGUGACGAGGACCCAGAGGAGACACACAGCAGGGGAGAGGGGAGUUUGGAAGCUGGGGGAACCCCGGGUGGUCGGCGAAGGCCCAGCCCCUCGCCCACUCCCAGGCCCCAGGGCCUGGGGCCCCCGAGGGGCACGGGCAGGAGGCAUCCGACCCCUGGCGGCGGCAGCGGCAGACACAGGAGGGCAGCGUGCAGCUGGGGUGUGCGUGGGUGGCAGUGAGGAGGGGCGGAGGGAGGAAACUGGCUUCCUGGAGCCUUCUCAGCCCUCAAAGACAGACCGACAGACAGACACACAGCUGGCAAGAGGCAGCCUGGGGGCCACACCUGCUGCAGGCCCUGUCUUGCAGGCAGAGCUCAUGGCUGAGUGAGCCUCCCCUCGGCCCAGCACCCCAGCCCAGCAUGGUCCAGGCCCGUGGGGGGCGCUCCAGAGCACAGCCGCCGACCUCGCCUUCGGGGGCAGCCAUGACCCAGCCUCCGCCCGCCAAAGCGCCGGCCAAGAAGCACGUGCGGCUGCAGGAGAGGCGGGGCUCCAACGUGGCUCUGGUGCUGGACGUGCGGUCCCUGGGGGCCGUGGAGCCCAUCUGCUCCGUGAACACGCCGCGGGAGGUCACCCUGCACUUUCUACGCACAGCCGGACACCCCCUCACCCGCUGGGCUCUGCAACACCAGCCGCCCAGCCCCAAGCAGCUGGAGGAGGAAUUCUUGAAGAUCCCUUCAAACUUUGUCAGCCCCGAAGACCUAGAUAUCCCCGGCCAUGCCUCCAAGGACCGAUACAAGACCAUCUUGCCAAAUCCCCAGAGCCGCGUCUGUCUGGGCCGGGCACAGAGCCAGGAGGAGGGAGACUACAUCAACGCCAACUACAUCCGAGGCCACGACGGGCAGGAGAAGGUCUACAUUGCCACGCAAGGCCCCAUGCCCAACACCGUGUCCGACUUCUGGGAGAUGGUGUGGCAAGAAGAAGUGUCCGUCAUCGUCAUGCUCACUCAGCUCCGAGAGGGCAAGGAGAAAUGCGUCCACUACUGGCCGACCGAAGAGGAAACCUACGGACCCUUCCGGCUGCGCGUCCAGGAGCUGAAGGAGCAUCCAGAAUACACCGUGCGGCAGCUCACCAUCCAGCACCAGGAGGAGUGCCGGUCAGUAAAGCACGUCCUUUUCUCGGCCUGGCCGGACCACCAGACCCCGGAAUCCGCCGGCCCCCUGCUGCGGCUGGUGGCGGAGGUGGAGGAGAGCCCAGAGGCGUCUUCCCACACCAGGCCCAUCGUGGUGCACUGCAGUGCAGGGAUCGGCCGGACUGGCUGCUUCAUCGCGACCCGGAUCGGCUGCCAACAGCUGAAGGCCCGAGGGGAAGUGGACAUUCUGGGCAUCGUGUGCCAACUGCGGCUAGACAGAGGGGGCAUGAUCCAGACCGCAGAGCAGUACCAGUUCCUGCACCACACGCUGGCCCUGUACGCGGCCCAGCUGCCCGGGGAACCCGGCCCCUGACCCCUGCCACCCUCCCCCAGCCCAGGGGCCAACCCCACCUCAGGCCUGGGAAGGUGGGUCCGGGGAAAGCGGGUCGUGUGAUCCGGGCACCCCCUGGCUGGGCGUGGGGCAGGAGUGCCAGCCUAGGGCCGCUCACACUCUCAGGCAGCCGCCUCGGCAAGGACGAGGGGCCAGGCUCCAGUCUUCACCACCGACCACUCCUCUGCUUCCUCUAGUGGCCCCAAAUGGACCACAGGGGGACAUCCCCCACCGUGUCUCUCUGAACUUAAAGAUGGAACUUACAACAGACAAACAAAGCAGCCCGGGCAUCCUGGUCUCCUCAAAUAUGCUGUUUGUGGGCCUCCGUUUCCUCAUCUGGAGCAUGGACAUUGAGUGCUUUGCUGCCGUGAGGGAAGGCAAUCAGAGAAGUCCCUGGACGCCAGUCCAGCUGUCUCCCUUCCUGGGACCGGCAAGAGAAUAAUUCCAAGAUCAUCCUCCAACUGGGCCCAGCCCAAGCACAGGCCGGAUGCAAGAGCGGGGAAAAGUCUGGUCCUGACCUCAAAGUCUCAGCGUCCUAGCAGUGACUCCCUGCCCCCCACCCCACAUGUGUGAGGGCCGGACC